Daucus carota subsp. sativus is the source of this 1491-nucleotide messenger RNA. RefSeq lists its product as uncharacterized. Bases 1 to 1491 code for a protein of 496 amino acids. Lineage: Eukaryota; Viridiplantae; Streptophyta; Magnoliopsida; Apiales; Apiaceae. The record is from RefSeq and is a predicted model, not a curated record. The transcript has 2 exons.
AUGGUUGAUCAACCACCAGUUGCGAAUGAUACUAAGGCUCUCAAGGCUUUCUCUGAGCCUAAAAUCAAUGACAUUCAGUCGAGCAUUAUUGCUAAUGCGUUGAUUAAUAGACCACAAGGAACACUUCCUAGUGAUACUGAGGCCAAUCCGGGUAAGAAAGAGGUGAAAGAACAGGUACAGGCUGUCACCUUGAGGUCCAGCAAGGUUACGAAGGAUAAAGAAUCAGCAACAGAGCAAAGCAAGGAAGAGAGUGAUCAUCAGGUUAAAACACCAGUGCUCUCAUCUAAGUCUGAUAGUGAAAAAACUGUUGUUAAAGCUGACAAGAAUAAAAUCAACGAGGAAGCAAGCAAGGAUUCAGCCGAAAAGUCUAGUCUGAAAACUGAUACUGGGGUCAAGCAAGUAUAUCCACCUCCACCUUUUUCGAAGAGACUUCAAAAGCAUAAGCUCGACAAACAAUUCGCAAAAUUUCUAGAGGUCUUCAAGAAAUUACAAAUCAACAUACCUUUUGCGGAAGCUCCAGAACAAAUGUCGAGUUAUGCUAAAUUCAUGAAAGGUAUUCUAUCUCGAAAACUCAAACUUGAGGAUUUGGAAACUGUGGCUUUGACCGAGGAGUGUAGUGCUGUGUUGCAACAGAAAUUACUCCCGAAGCUAAAAGAUCCGGGAAGUUUCACAAUCCCUUGUACUAUUGGGCAAUUGUCAUUCGACAAGUGUUUAUGUGAUUUGGGAGCUAGCAUCAAUCUGAUGCCCUUGUCUGUGUUCAUGCAACUUGGUCUUCCGGAGCUGAAACCUACUAAUAUGUCUUUGCAGCUAGCUGAUCGUUCGAUAACAUACCUAAGGGGGAUAGUCGAAGAUGUGUUACUAAAGGUAGAUAAGCUAAUCUUCCCUGCUGAUUAUGUCAUUCUCGACUUUGAAGAAGAUAAGAAGAUUCCCAUCAUCUUGGGGAGACCAUUCCUUGUGACAGGGCGGACUUUGAUUGAUGUUCAAAAGGGUGAACUCACAAUGAGAGUUCAGGAUCAGAUGGUCACUUUCAACAUGUUCAAUGCCAUAAAACUUCCAUCAGAUGAGGAGGAAUGCUUUAAAGUGGAUAUGCUCGAUGCUGCAGCUCGUUCGGAAAUUGACAACAGGCUAAAAACUGACAUCUUGGAAAGGGUUCUGUCAGGUGACUCAGAAUUCGGAGAUGAGGAGGAAGAAGAACACCUUCAAUACUUAAAUGCUUCUCCUUGGAGAAGACAGAUAGAUCCUCCAAUUGAAUCUCUUGGGUUAUCGGAGUUGAAGGAUUCUCAUGAAAAGCUGGAACCCUCUAUUGUCGAAACUCCUAAACUCGAGCUUAAGCAACUUCCUGAACACCUAAGGUAUGCUUUUCUUGGCGAAGCUUCUACAUUACCUGUAAUUAUUGCAUCUAACCUUUCAGGUAUCGAGGAAGAAAAGCUUUUGAGAAUUCUUAGGGAGUUCAAAUCAGCCAUUGGAUGGACUUUUGCAGAUAUCAAGUGA